Pneumocystis murina B123 is the source of this 1677-nucleotide messenger RNA. RefSeq lists its product as hypothetical. Gene Ontology annotation, molecular function: DNA binding; crossover junction DNA endonuclease activity; 3'-flap endonuclease activity. The coding region runs from base 13 to 1677 and encodes 554 amino acids. Lineage: Eukaryota; Fungi; Ascomycota; Pneumocystomycetes; Pneumocystales; Pneumocystaceae. Gene Ontology annotation, cellular component: Holliday junction resolvase complex; nucleus. The transcript is spliced from 5 exons. The record is from RefSeq and is a predicted model, not a curated record. Gene Ontology annotation, biological process: DNA catabolic process; resolution of meiotic recombination intermediates; mitotic intra-S DNA damage checkpoint signaling.
AAAAAAAUUGCCAUGCAAUCGUGUGGAAAUCCUCUUUUUCUUCAAUGGGUAAGUGAAUGGAUGCAGGAAGCAAAAGAAAAGAAUCGAAAAUCUUAUAAUGUUUUUAAAACUGCAUAUAAUUCAUUAUUAUCAUGUCCUAUAACAUUUUCAGAUCCAAGUCAAGUAAAAAAAUUAAAAGGAAUAGGAAAUAUUAUAUCUGCGCGUUUAGAAGAACGUUUAAAAGAAUAUCAACGUACUCAUAUAGAUUUAAAUAUUCAACACCAAGCUAAUAUAGAUGAUUCUUUUUUUUCUCAAUUAGAAUUACAUCCAAAGUCUGAAACAACUCAAAAAUCCUUCCAGCAAAAAACAAAAACACAAACAUCAAAAACAUACAUACCUGGAUAUAGAUCUAAAUCAUUUGCAAUUCUUGUUGCACUUUUUAAAUUUAAUGAAGACACUGCAGUUUCAAAAGAAGAAAUAUUAAACAUUGCAAGACAUUACUAUGAUAUAAGCGAACAUAAAAAUAUACAUUUAUUAUGGAAUGGAAUGAAAAUUCUUCUAGAAAAAGAAUAUGUAUAUAAAACAGUAAAUCCAACAAGAUACUAUCUUACUGAUUCUGGAAAAGAGGUAGCGGCUGCUAUCUCUAGCUCAAUAUUUUCAAAUGAAAUCAUAGAAAAAGAAUUUCCCUUAAACAAUGAGUUUAAAAAAAACAAAAAAGAAAUUCAAGAAAAUUAUCAUGAAAUACAUAUGAUUAAAGAACUAGACCAAAAUAUAGAAACGGAAAAAAAAACAUUGAAAGACAUUCCAAAAUCACUAAUACACGAUACAAUAUUAAACAUCUCAACAAUUCAACAUAAUUCAUAUUCUAUUAUAUUAUUAUUAGAUACAAGAGAAAUGAAAACACAAAAAGAUAAAGAAUUCAUUGAAUAUUACUUAACAAAAGAAUCUAUAGUUUUCGAAUUUCGAACAUUAGAAUUAGGUGAUGUUUUAUGGAUUGCAAGAUGUAAUACAACUAAAAAAGAAUAUAUUUUAGAUUUUAUUAUAGAAAGAAAAAGACUAAAUGAUCUUGCAAACAGUAUCAAAGAUGGAAGAUUUCAUGAACAAAAGUUUCGUCUAUCUAAAUCAUGUUUAAAACAUGUAAUAUAUAUUAUCGAAAAUUGCAACUAUAAUUUCACAGAUUUCAAUAUUGAAGCCAUACAUUCAGCUAUUUCAAGCACUCAAAUUAUUAACGGUUUUUUUGUAAAAAGACUUUCGGGACUAAUGGAAACAAUCAAAUAUAUAGUGAGAUUAACAAGAUAUAUUUCACAAAUUUAUAAAACACAAGAUCUAUGCAUUAUCAAUAAUGACAAUAUCAACUUACAAACUUAUACAUUACAAAAAAAAAUGAUUAACUCCACUUAUUCGAAACACUCAUAUGUUAUCGAAUACAGUACAUUUUCAGAUUUUUUAUCAAAAACAGCAUCUUUAACUUUAGGCGAUUUAUUUCUUAAAAUGUUAUUAACAAUUAAAGGUGUAAGCCCAGAGAAAGCAAUUGAAAUACAAAAACAUUUUCCAACAUUAAAUGACUUAUUAACAUCGUAUUAUAAAGAAACAAUAGAAUAUGAAAGAGAAAUCAUGAUUGCAAAAAAAUGCACAAAUUACGGAAGAAAAAGUAUAUCGCCAUUAUUAUCAUCAAAAAUAUACAAAGUUUUUAAAUAA